AUGACGAUUGGUUUGGUAAGAUUGAAACCACUGCAAGAGACUACCCCCAAAUCCAGCCAUCCGUAAUUUGUGCAACAGAUGUUUAUGGUUUACCUUAUCAAACGCCUUAGACAUGUCAAGAUACACAGCAUCGACUUGACCUCCAACAUCCAAAAUCGAGCCAAUAUAGUUGAGAACUUCGAGAAGAUUGGUCACGCAUGAUUUUCCUCUAAUAAAUCCGUGCUGCGAGGUCUUAAUUACCUGGUACAGCUGCUCCCUGAUGUUAUAAAAGACGCAGCGUUCCAAAACUUUCGACACAAUUGAAAGGAGUGAGAUUGGCCGGUAGUUUUCAGCAUAUUCUUUUUCACCUUUCUUGUACACAGGAAUUAUGUUAGCGAUUUUCCAAUCUUCCGGGAGAGCACCUUGACUUAGGGACUUAUUAAAAAGCGUGCACAAAGACGUUGAAAUAACAGGAGCAGUUUCUUUAAGCAGACGGGCUGGGACGUUGUCAGGUCCUGUGGCUUUUGUAACAUCCAAUGUUUCAAGAACUGCUUGAACUUCAAAUAAUAAUGAUGAUGAUAUAUUAAUUGAUACUAUAUAUAAUAAUUGAUACUAUAUAAUUGAUACUAUUUAGAUUAUUUAUACAAAAAUAUAAGGAUUAAUGCAAAUAAUUUAUGUACACUACAGUGUACAGAUAAUGUAGAUUUCAUCUAUUCGUGGAUUUUCUUACUUUCUAUAGUUUUGGUAUUCAUGGCGAUUUCAGUUGAAAGAAUUUUCCAAGGAUUACCGAGUUGUAGCAGUUGACUUGAGGUAAAUUAGCUAAAAAAGUUAAUAUAUAAUACUUGGUGUGCUCUAGCUUAUUGUAAUAGAUUACCAAAAUAAUUAACUUUAAAAUUUUCAGUCUUUCUAGUCUUUUCUUGACGGCGCUUCAUCCGUGAAGUCUACUUCUUGAAACUUAUCUCUACUUAUAUCUAAAUUCAAACCUUCCUCAUGCAAAGGUUGUACCAACAAUUCAACAAAUACUGUCUAUCUUCAUGUGCUCUGAGUCUGGCUUUUCAUUUUCUAACUUGUUUUAGUAUCUUGUGUAGAUUGUAUAUGUAGUUCUUCUUUCAGUAAUUUUAUUUCAGAAUUUAUAUAUGAAUGGUAAUAACUAGUAAUAAUAAAAAUGCUAAGUCAAUCAUUGCUGAUCACAAUGUCAAAUCAUGAAUAUAGUUUUUGACUAUGAAGGGCGGCGUCAUAAUUUAAGUUUAACACAUGACAAGAACUUGGAAGGAUUUUUGCAAAUUCAAAUGCAGUCAAAAUGGUAUAGACCAUAUAUAUAGUAACCGUAUUUUAUACUAAUCUUUUAAAUGUACAGUUUACUCAAUAAUUUGAAUAUCUUGCCAUUCAGGGGAUAUGGAUGGAGUGAUAAACCAGUGAAAACAUCAUCAUAUAAAAUAAGCUGUCUCGCCCAGGACACGAAAGAAAUAGUGAGUAUACCGUAAACAAAUUAAUAAACGUGCCAAUAUUAAAAAAAAAAAAAGUUAUUUUGGUUUCAGUCAUGCUUGAACUGUAUAGUUUGAACAGUGCCAGGUUGACAUGUAGCUCUGCACCAACACUUCCCAUUUUGUGGAAUCUUGCAUGGCUCCUUUAUAAUAUGACGUUAACCAGGAGCCCGUAACUCUGUAAAACUCUGAAUAUAAUUUCUUGCUAUUCACGCGAGGCAAUUUUAAUGCCGUGUAUUUUACUUUUAAACUUUUCUUUACGAGAUACUCCCAAAACAGUUGGCGCUAUGCUAUAGUAUAUAGGAGAAAAUUAUGAAUUUAGACUAGAAUAUGUAGAUUUACAUAUCUUAUACAGUGAAUAGUUCAUAUAAAAUUAAGUAAUAAAUACAGUGUAUAGUUAGUAUUUAAAUAUAUGGAGCCUGGUGAGAGCCACCUUUAAGUGGCUUUCAACCUGCUACAGUUUAUUGCACAUGCAUGGAGGGUAUUUAAACAAAAGAAUCUAAUUAUUUGGCCUCUAUCUGCCUUUGUGUUAAAGUCUCAGGGGAUUGCUUGAAACCCACCUAUAUAUACUGCAGAUAAUACCUUCAAAAACAAAAAGAAACUAGCUAGGUAUAUAGGACAGACAAUAAUCGCGUGUGUUCAGUGGGGUAUAGACUCCCGAGAAUUACUUAGACGGAGAAUUAUUUCUAUCUUUAUAUUUUUGGGAAUUUUUUUUAUUAUAUGUUUUUUUAUCGAUUAAUACUCGAAGUGACCUGGCUUGCUCGAAGCGUCAUUGCUGCCAUAGCAACGGCAGUUCUGUAACUUUUGUUAAAAAAUUCAAACCCGUGAUAGAUGUUGUUGAACAUCAGUAAGAUAUUUUUUGUGUUUCAACAAGUAAUGAUUGUCCAAAAGCACGUAUCGUGAAUUUUCCGUUUUUAAAAAUCUGUAUUGAGCCACCUUGAAACAAAAACAUAGCUUUCUCGGCGUAAGUUUUAUACAUAUCAAAUAACUUUCAAUGCAUUUCUCUCAAUAUAUUGUCAAUCGUGCUUAUUAUGAAUUCUUUAGAGGUUGAUGCAAUUCAUUUCGUAUUGUGACUAUCGUUAGGCUACGUUUUCAGAGUCUUCAAACUUUUUGGGCAGACGUUUUAAGCCCUGGGCAAACUAGGAAACAUUGUUGUGGAAACAUUUGUGAUGUUUCCUCAAACGUUUCCCUGUUUGGCCACCCGUGGAAACGUUGUUGCGGAAACAAAAUUUGCUUCCCGAGAAGCAAAAAUGUUUCUUAGCGAAUUCAGAAACAUAUGAUGUUUCCUUAUGUUUCUCACUAAUGUUUCCUAGUGUUUGCCCACUCUGGAAAACAUGGCGAAACAUUGGCAGGAAACAGUGUUUCCGCAACGAUGUUUCCUAGUUUGCUCAGGGCUUUAGUUUAAAAAUUUUUCACUCCUCGGUUUUGGCGCGAAAACCAGGGCGGGCAGUUUCAUUUCACAGCGGGAAAAAAACCAGCCCGCUCCAAAAGGCUCCUCAGCCAAUCAAAUUGCUUUAUUUUCACCGAUAAAAAAUAAAUAUUAUAAUUAUUAAUUAUUAAAGUUCCACUAACCCCAAAUAUAAUUUUCGUAUGUGCAAUAUUUGGGUCAUUCUAAGAAGAAGUGUACUUACUGAUAUGAUGUUGUUAGAUAAAUAUUUGGAACAAAAAUGAUACCGCGGAUUCGCUUUUUACGACAUCAAUAUAUGCCGUCGUGACAAACGAAUCCAGUGUCUGGGGUCUAAGUUGCAAUUCACGUAAUGAGAUGUAUCUGGAAAUUUUAACAAUGAGCAAAUUGAUGAAGAUGAGUUUUUUAAUAUAUAGAGGAUAUUAGACGGUUGCGAGGAGAUAUGGAUUUUUAUAUGUUCUAGUGGCAAAAACAAUAUCUCACGAGUGAGCGCAGCAAACGAGUGAGAUAUUUUUUUUGACACGAGAACAUAAAUCCAUAUCUUCUCGCAACCGUUUAAUGUUCUGUUUAUUAUAUGGACUUAUUCAGAGUGACAUAGUGAAAAGCGAUAUUUUUUAAUUUAUAGUGCAAGCAUAAAACUAGAAUAAAUUUUACUUAUCUCAAGAUGUCUUUUAAAUGUUUUCGUUUUAUUUCCAACGUUAAUUUCGUUUUAUAUGCGAACCGAAGACCGUUUGUAUUUUCAAAACAACAACAAUGAAAAUGGCGGGAAAUUUUCGAACUUCGUAUGUCACUCGCAAGCGUGAAAUACGGAAAAUACGCCCAUCUGGUCCCCGGAUGUAGUGGAAUAUGAGUUCUACGAGUGUUUUAGUUUCCAGUAAAACACCAUUAUAUCAACAUUUCUUCUUAGAAUUAUUAAUGACCCAUAUAUAUAUAUAGACAUACAAAAAUAUCAAAUUUGCAUGGGGUUAGUUGCAACAUCAUGUCUAUAUAUAACGUUUAGGUUGAAGCUCUGGGCUAUACGUCAUGUAGUCUUGUUGGACAUGACUGGGGAGGACUUAUAUCCUGGUAAUUAUUGUUUUAGAAAAGGUUUUUGUCCUUAUUUCGCUUCAUAUUAGCCUUGUCUGGUUUUAAGACUAAACCGAAUAAUAUGCGAAUGGUGCAUGACCAAUUAGAGACAUACAUUUCUUCCUUACGUAUAUAGUUUAAAAUGCAAGCGUUUGCAUGUCCGUUUGUCGCGUUUCCCAUGCAAUGUUUGCUUUCUCGGUGUGCGUGUAGACUGGGUCAGUGUGCAUCCCGAACGUAUCUGCAUCAGCGGCGUAUUUAGAAGUUAUCCUCGCGCCAAUGAUGAAAUGCCAAAAGAGCGGGACUGCAAUGCUAAUGUUGUUGUUUCUAGGUCUGUUGCUCAUCGUUUUCCAGAAAUUGUCAACAAACUUGUCAUUCUCAAUUGUCCUCAUCCAAAGUUUGUAUCACUUCAAUUCUAA
Messenger RNA from Paramuricea clavata, 4349 nucleotides. Lineage: Eukaryota; Metazoa; Cnidaria; Anthozoa; Malacalcyonacea; Plexauridae. The record is from the annotation of a GenBank genome assembly.